GAGCGGAAGAUGACGUCACUGACGUCGGCAGGAGAAGCGGAAGUGGAAAUAAACAACACGCAGCUCUACGAGAAAGAUAUCACGGAGGAUUGGUGUCUGGGUAUUAAAGGAGGCGGCUUUUUCGUCUGAGAAUAAAGCUGCACCAUGGGGAAGAGGUACUACUGUGAUUACUGUGACCGGUCCUUCCAGGACAACAUGCACAACAGGAAAAAGCAUCUGAACGGUGUUCAACAUCACCGGGCAAAAAAAGCCUGGUUCGAUCAUUUCAGAGAGCCUGCUGCUAUUCUGUAUGACGAGCAGGCGAAGAAGCCCUGCAGAAAGUUUCUCCAAAGAGGAAUUUGCGAUUUUGGGCCGAACUGCAGGUUUUCUCACAUGUCUGAAGAGGAUCUGUUUCACUUAAAAAGGCUGGUGGAAGAGGAGAGGCGGCACAAAGAGGGCUCUGAGGACACAUUUAUGCCCGAACGCAGUUUGGAGGAAUGGCUGUCGAGGAGGGAAAAGAAGCAGCCGACUCUCGGUAACAAAAGAGAUCUAAAAACUGCGGAAGACAGUGACGAGGGUCAAACACAAAGUGACAUCCUUCAACAGCUCCUCUCCUUUCCUGACCUUCCACCCUCACUCCUGCCUCCUCCUCCUGGCGGAUGGAAAGUCAAAGUGGACUCUGAGUGGGGUUAAGAGACACUCACAGCUGGGGGCACUUGUGAAGAGACACUCCAGAAAAUCUUAAUUCAGAAGUAAAAGCUUUUCAAAUGCAGAGGGAUUUCAGUUCCCACCAAGAAGCUGUUGCGAUUUCUGAUACUGUGACGCUGCAUGUUCUCACGUUAUCGGUUGCUCUUUCAUUGUUUGGUGUCUAACAGAGUAUCAGACAAUAAGAAGGACCUGAUUCUAAAGGAUUUCAAAAGAAACUCUACUCAGGGUUUACAUAAACUGACAUUUUAACAAUAUCAGGGUAACAAAGUGUUGAAUGCUGCAACGAUCCGCUGUGAUUAGCCUCAAGGUGAGACUCCUGUGAGGAGCUACUGAUUACUGAGCAGAUGGAAAUGAUCUUUUGUUUUAUUUUCACUUGGUCUUGCAUUGCCAGAUGACUUUACUGAUUUAUUUUCUUCAUUUAAUUCCCAACUCAGCCAGUCGAAACUUCCCUUUCACCUCAUAAACAGGACAGAUGACUACCUGAUCAAGCAAACGAUGAAACUCACGAUCAGAUUUUUUUGUUUUAUUGCCAUAAGGUUGUCAUUCUGUUUCAGUGAGAUAGGAAUCUUUCCAUCCACUAAUCAGGCUGCUGAGAAUUAUUUGUAUUUUUUUUUUUUUUUUCAAAUAUCCAAGUAA
Molecule: messenger RNA, 1323 nt
Organism: Salarias fasciatus (jewelled blenny)
Lineage: Eukaryota; Metazoa; Chordata; Actinopteri; Blenniiformes; Blenniidae
Gene: zmat5
Product: zinc finger, matrin-type 5
Exons: 6
Coding region: 145-672 (175 amino acids)
Cellular component (GO): U12-type spliceosomal complex
Molecular function (GO): zinc ion binding
Source: RefSeq, a predicted model, not a curated record